This is a messenger RNA of Salvelinus fontinalis (brook trout), 958 nucleotides long. Its product is annotated as NACHT, LRR and PYD domains-containing protein 1 homolog. The coding region runs from base 50 to 829 and encodes 259 amino acids. The transcript has 5 exons. The record is from RefSeq and is a predicted model, not a curated record. Lineage: Eukaryota; Metazoa; Chordata; Actinopteri; Salmoniformes; Salmonidae.
UACCAACUGGGUUCAGGUUGAACCUGCGGUCUUCACUGAAGAAGGCCCAAUGUUCAGCAUGUCUCGCCUGGGGCGCUACGAGUGCAGAGUAUCAGGGCUCCGGUGGGUAUGUAAAGACCAUGUCAAUCUGAAGUAUCAAUUCAGCUCCUGGGAGCCUCACAGGGCAAUGAUGAAAAGCUUGGGGUACAAGCAAGGAGGCCCCCUAUUGGACGUCACAGUCAUUUCAGGAGAACUGGAAGAAGUGCAGCUGCCACAUUUUGCCUGUUUCGGCGAUGAUCCCUCCUUUAAAGAGAAAGUGAGAGUUCUACAUGUAGAAGACUGUGGUGUGUCCGUAAAACAAGUGGAUGAAGUCACCCGCUUCCACGUCAAGAUCCUCCAUCCAACCUUCUCUCCAAAAGGAGUUCUCGUGAGAUCUGGCUUUCCGGUGAAAGCCCACUGUGACUUGCUGCUCUACCAGGCCAAGGCAGCAUUCCUCACUCUACAUGCAUAUCUGGUGCCCUGUGAUUCUUCUGUAGAACAGGCAAUGAAGAAAAAGGAGCAGUCUUAUGGAUACAGGAGUAUCAGAAAGCCGCAACCAGUCAAGUCCCUUCGGAUGAAGGAUUGGUUCAGCCUCACAACGUCGUCUCCUUCUGCUGAAGUUAAACCUCCUAAUAUGAAGCUGAGAUAUGACAACACUACACCAAACUUCUUUGAGGUGUUCAUAAAAGAUGCAGAUGUUGACUUCAGUAUGAAGCUAAUCAGUGACGUGGAGGGGGAAAUCGUUUGGGAUCACACAAUACGAAGAGGUCAGAAAAAUAUUAUGCCAAAAAGAUCAGUGUCUCAACAUUGACUAAACAUGCACCAUGUCAGUUAAAGUCAAAGAUAAUAAAACAUUUUAAAUCCCCAGCCGACUACAGAGACGAAAGGACUCAAUUCACAAAGUAAGCAUUUUGUGGACCUCCACCGGACAGACCUGAUC